GAGGGUUCCGCCCCUCGAAGCCCAUUCGGAGAGAAGGAUUGGGGCAACGCAAGGGGCGGAGUUUGUGGAAAGAUGGCGGCCUCUCGGGGCUUGUCACUAAUGGCCGUGGCGCUGAGAGCGGUCACCCCUUGGCCUAUGGGCAGGCUUCUCGCGGCCUCCCGCGGACCUCAGACGCGUCGGGAAACAUCGUCCUCCAGCCCCGAGGCGGGCGAAGGGCUGGUGCACCUCACCGACAGCUGCGUCCAGAGGCUUCUGGAAAUCACCGAAGGGUCAGAAUUCCUCAGGCUGGAGGUGGAGGGAGGUGGAUGCUCCGGAUUCCAAUACAAAUUUUCACUGGAUACAGUUAUCAACCCUGACGACAGGGUAUUUGAAAAGGGUGGGGCAAGAGUGGUGGUUGACAAUGAUAGCUUGGCUUUCGUGAAAGGGGCCCAGGUGGACUUCAGCCAAGAACUGAUCCGAAGCUCAUUUCAAGUGUUGAACAAUCCUCAGGCACAGCAAGGCUGCUCCUGUGGGUCAUCCUUCUCUAUCAAACUUUGAUGCAAGGACAGGUGACCCAGAGAUUGCUUCAUUUGUACCAAUUUGAGGAACCUGGGAUUAGUUGAAUUCUAGUGGUUUUUUUCCCGUUAUGUCCCUCUCUCAUUAUUUCCAGGAGUGUUGUGUUUUGCUUCCAUUAUUUUCAGAAUACGAAGUUUUUACUCUUGACUGAAUUUCCCUUGCACAGUUCUAAGGCCAAACCCCUAGGUGCUAUGACCUAAGAUUUUUUUUUUAAUUUUUUAUUAAGGUAUUAUUGAUAUACACUCUUAUGAAGGUUUCACAUGAAAAAACAAUGUGGUUACUACAUUAACCCAUAUUAUCAAGUCCCCACCGUACCCCAAUGCAGUCACUGUCCAUCAGUGUAGUAAGAUGCCACAGAUCCACUAUGUGUCUUCUCUAUGCUACACUGUUCUCCCCGUGAUCCCCCACACCAUGUGUACUAAACAUAAUACCCCUCAAUCCCCUUCUCUCUCCCUCCGCACCCACCCUCCCACACCCCUCCCCUUUAGUAACCACUAGUUCCUUCUUGGAGUCUCUGAGUCUGCUGCUAUUUUGUUCUUUCAGUUUUGCUUCAUUGUUAUACUCCACAAAUGAGGGAAAUCAUUUGGCACUUGUAUAACCUAAGAUUUAAUAACUGUUUGAAACCCAGUAUAAUCUAGAGGCUCCAAGUUUCCAAAAUUUGGAAUUACUUCUCAGACCUUCAUAGCUGCUUGUUUAUAUGUGUAUAUCUAUGUAUAAAAGCUUCAUUUUAAAGAAAAGUCCUUAUUUAGGUGUGUUUUGGGUCAGAGUUGUAGAUUGUGUAGUUUGAACACUGUUCCUAGGCCAGAGAGGGUAAGAAAGGCAAAGGAAAUGUUCUCUUUUUCAUCUCACCCUUCCUAAAUGCUCUAGUUGACUUAUCCUUAUUUUCUAUGCAGCCCGUUGACCACUCCCAUUUGUUAGGGCAGAUCCACUUUCCUCUCAUACUCAUGAAUCUGCUAGAUUCAUAAAACCAAUAUAAAUAACCCAUAACCCAGAAAUCUUGGACCUAACCUCCACUGAUAACCUGAAUUAAUUUCAAAUAUGGCCUCCCUUCUCCAUACUCAUAUAGGCAUUUCAAGAUUAUGUGAUCAUUUAGGAUAGAUCCUAUUUUUAGGAUAUGUUGCUUCACUUACCUUAUGAUGUAAAAUGUCUCUGGUGCCAUGCAUAGCAGCAUGUGGGCCCUUUGUUGGUAUAGAUAAUAGAUACUUAGGGAGUUUCAGGUUGGAUUACCAGAUAAAAUGCAGGAUGCCCAGUUAAAUUUGAAUUCCAGAUAAACAAUAAUUUUUUUAGUAUAAGCAAGCCCCAAAUAGUGCAUAAGGCAUACCUAAUACUAAAAAUCAUUUGUUUAUCUGAAAUUCAAAUUUAACAGCAUCCUGUAUUUUUAUUUGUUAGAUCCGGGAACCUUACUUUAGGGUCACUGAAAGGAGCUUUUUAAGCACAAUUCCUAAUGAAUUUUAAAGUACUUGUUUGGGUAUGGCCCUUAAAUAGGCAGUAGAGCUAGAAGUAGUCAUGGUAUGUGUGUGACAGUGCUGGGGAGCCAGAACUGCACGGGCAGACAACUAAAAAAAAGAUAAAACAUCACCACCUUGACAGAUGAUUUAUUAAUGCUAAUGGGAAACCACAACCAACUUGAGUCUGUAAGAAUUAUUGGUUCAACUCAUCUUUUCCUUGAAAGCCUAAAAGUUUAUUACCACAAAAACUUGCAUUUCUGGACUGGAUUAGUAUUAAGGUUGCUCAAUAAAAGAAUUUACCAUUAGAAAAACAAAUACAGAGUUUAGAAAAAUGUAUCUGAGACAGAAACUUAGACGCUUCCAUUUUCAAUAUGGGAAAACCCAGAACUUAGAGAAAACAAAAACAAACCUAUUGUGUGUACAGUGUGUUUAGAAAGGAAGGCAGGGGACACACAGAAGCCUGAGCAGAGAGAAGGGGGCAGAAAGCAGCCUACUGUGAACAAGUCUGUGCAUGACUUUGUUAGGACAUUGAGAGUUGCUGCUGAUUCUUGGACCUAAUGAGAUUCCCAGCUAUGUCCUCUUAUCCUUCUUAAGAGAUUUUGCUACAUUUUAAGUGUUAGAACCCUUCUUCCAGAGUAUUUUUGUGGGUUAUUUAUUGAUUUGGUGAUUUUAAAACUCCUACCGAGCACAAGCAUAAUAGCUUUAGUUGCUAAAUAAACAGUUAAAUUGCAGUGGCCAAUUAGGAAGGAAUAGGGUCUGCUCAAUAUAUGUUAGUACCUACUGCUAAUGGGAGAAUAGAAAUGUUGUGUUUAGAAAGAGUGGAUUUGGGAGAAAUCACCUCACUUCAUCACUCUGAGAAAGCUACACGGGGAAACCUGAAGUGGUAACAAGAAACCUCUGUUGGAGCAGAGUCAUAAAGAAAUUUUAAGAAUACAACAUGGGGAAAUAGUAGAAUAGCAUCAGGGAACUGUGUGUUUGGAAAAAUAGUAAUCAUGGUUAAUUGGGUUUAGGAUCUUAUUAGGCCCUUUGUGACCAGAUGCCCUCUUGGCAGGCCAUGAAAGCCGGCAGAUGUCUGCAGAAAUUUUGCUGACUGUUCAGAUUCAUUUAGGACAACUUUAUACUCUUUCAGUAUCAAUUGGAAGAUUUUUUUCCCCUCCCUGAUACUUUCAAGGGGGAGCUUUUCAAGGCCCUUUUGAGGAAUGGCAGGAACAUGGGACAAGCAUCGUGAUUAAUUUUUCCUGCCUAUGAUGCAAAAUGCUGAGAUAAAAAUAAUAUAGUGAGAAUAAGGAGGGACUCCAUCUUAGAGCUAAAAUUCCAUUUUAAAAAUCAACGAGUUAGGUAAGAUUCCUAACGUACUUUAUUGUAGUUAACCAGCAACUGACCCUAUCUUAAGGCAGGGCAAGCAAUCCUAAAUGAUGUUUCCACUGCUUGCAGGUAGCCAUUACCUUGGAGAAGAACAAGAUCAAAAAAUUCCUUGUGUUAAGUUUUAUCUUACAGAAUGUCUAGAAGACUGUGGAUGAUGACAAUAUCUUUCACUGUAGAUAGACAUCGUGAGACCACAGUUACCUACUCUCCCUUGUCUCUUUACCCCAUUCUUUAAAUCCUUAAAAGAUAUGAAUCCUAAGCAUCCUAAGCCUUAAGCGUGCUUCUGGGGCUGCCCACACUCUUGUUUUGAAGGUGUACUUUGCUUUAAGUAAAGCCACCUUGCUGUUCAAAUUAAUGCAUUUUGUCUCUGCACUGUCCUAAGCCACUUGGGAGAUUAAUAAGAUACAACUUUUCCCAGUGGUAAGCGUCUUUGUUACUUUACUAUUUCAUUCAAUUUUUUAGACUUAAUCACAAGUCUCUCUGUUCUACUCAGACAAGUAGGGAAGGGCUACUGAGAUCUCUGAUUUGGGCUUGCCAGUUCCCAUCAAGUCAGUGACCCUGAUGGGACUAUGGCUGUACAAUCAUGCUCUUUAGUAGUCUUCCCUAAAAUCUCCUUCCUUUGCUUUGGGGAUGUUAUCAGAAUGUAGUCUCACUCCGUCCAGUGCUCCACAGCUCUCGUAAAUCCUGGGGUGAUAGGGGCUUAGUUGCCACACCAUGCAGAUUCAAGCAGACACUGGAUGCUGGGUGACCCUGGCUUUACGAGUUGGCAAGGUGCCAGAGUCCAGCUCCAGCCAAGGUGUGGGUCACGAAAGAAAGGACAGCGUUGGCGAGUGAGGAGACAAACACCUGAUCAAGGUUGUAACAUCUCCCGACAUCAAGCAGCAGGGUCUUUAUUUUUAUAUCUUUUAAAGGUUUACAUAAUGUUAAACAUUUUUCUUUAAUCAUGAAUAGUACAAUUCUUUUCCUGUCAAUUUACAUAAUUCCAGCUUAUUACCCUUAAGUAAAUAGCGUCAUUUCUUUUAACUUUCCCCUAGUCUAUUGUGAUUAGGUAUUCAUAAAAGCUACGUGCUAAGUGCUAAACAGGAAAUGGCAUAAGACAGCGUGUGAGCUAAGCGUGUGGGCUAUGAUUUUUACUUUAAGCGUGUAAGAUUAUAUAGUGUUUAAGAUAUGUGUCUAAAAUAUGUCUAAGGCUAUAUAAAGUUUAAGCAGGUUAUAUAAAAUGCAAGCUAUAUUAAGUGUAACUUUAUUAUUAAUUAAAUCCUAUCCUACACAUGUGGGUUGAGGCUUACAUCUAAAAUCUAGGGAUGGUACUCCUAUCACCCAUUCCUCAACAUUCCUACAAAUACAAUAAAAACACCUUAUCCUUUCAUAAUAUUCAUUCCACAAUUUUAGAUGUUUACACCUCUCCUUCUGCAUUUACAGGCACUAGGGCCUUGCAGUCCUCUUUAAUCUUUCAUAUAAUGACACUAAAUCUGCUCUUACUACCUUACCAUUAAUAUAAUAAUAUUUUAUCAUAAAUUUAUUAUAAACUUCUAUAUAUGGGAUAAUUAUAAAUGUAAAUCUUAUUUUACUCAUAACUUCUUUCUUCAAGGGGAAUACUCUUCUAAUAUUAUAAGCAACAUAAAAGGGGGGCCCUGGGUAGUGGGGACUAUUAAUCUCUUUUUAUUACUUUGCUAUUACAUAUAAAUUUCUUGGGAAAAUGGGCUUUUUCCAUGGGAGUUUUUCCAUGCCCCAGGUUCCCAUAACUUCUUCUCUGCCAAUAUUCUAAAGAAAUUCUGGUUAGUCAUGUUUCAGUUGUUACAAAGGAAGGAACAAACCACAUCUAGUUUUGAGAGGCCUGGGUUGUUCUGCCUCACUUCUUCAUGGCAGUAUGCCUGGAACAGUUGGUCCCAUAAUACUGCUUCCAUUUCCAGAAUUGCUGCUUUGAUCAAUAUUUUGGGUUAUGUUAUUUACUAAAGAUUAAUAAAUCUUAAAUACAUAAGAUUUCCCAUAUAUGAGCCCAGUCACCAACAUCAUAACUGCAAAAAUAAGUGUGGGAAUUAGCAGGGGCCAGCUAUGAGGUUUCCCGUUUUCAGGAUUCCUUCUCGUGCCUGGACCUUGUCAAACAGCAUGAGCAGCAUGGCCCGUGCCAGCAAGGGAUUUGCCCUGGGUCUAGUAGGAGUUCAGUGAACUUCCCUUUCUUCCUGCUUUUGCUACUCCUCGGGUUUUAAUGAAUUCCUUCCUUACCUACACUCAUCUGACCUGUUAGUGAAUUCUUUUGUGAUCAGAGUCAAAAUCCUUCCGAGUCCAGGCUGAAGUUGCACCUAGUGUGCAGGGAGAGGUCUCCCAACAUGCAGCUGCCCCCCAACACUAUUCCAGAAUUGGGUUUUAACUUUGUAUACAUGGCUAGUGAGUGCCUGGGGCAGCAUGCCCCCUUUCUCCUUUGGCAAAACAUAAUAGUGCAAGAACCAAAGGGAAGGGAGCCUUGCCUCUGCUUUAUGUUUUUAGCUCCAAAGAGGGGGCCUCUUGAUCAACAUCCAGAUAUUACCUCGGUCAUGUGAUUGAUAGUGACUCCUGGUAUGCAAAUUAUAGAUGUCCCACCUGCCCUUAGUGUCUUUGUGUGGGAAUGUUGACUGAUUACAAGACGGGAGGGAAAAAUAGGUUCAGAAGAUAAGGAAGGACUGCUAAAGUAGGUGUCCAAGAAGGUAUUCUUUCUCUUUCUUCUGAGAAUUGAGCUCUGCUUUUUGAGUGGAGGGCCAACAUUGGGCAGGGGCAUCUGUAUACAGAAGUUGGCAGCACUGAUCCUCGCAGUAGAGCCUCCCUUGAAAUCUGGGCCUGAGCUGAUGCUGCUGGCAGUGGGCAGGGCGUCAUACUGCAACAUUAAUACGGUUUUUUGUCUUUGUCUCAAAAGCAGGAAACCUCACUGCUUUUCUACUUUUUGAGGCAUCCAGCACUGAUAUUUAUGAUUGCUCUUUUAAAAUUCCUGUUUGCCAUUUCUCCACAGAAAUACCACAGGGCUGCUUAAAGGAAGUUUGCUUUAAGAAGUUUUGAAAAAAUUAUCAUGUGGCUUUAAUUGUAAAAUAUAGUCAGAUAAAUGUAUAAGGAGAGGGAGCAUUUAAGUAGUCUAAGGCCAACAGCUGUAUUUAAAAAUAUUUUAUUUUUUUUGAAUAGGUAAUACAUAUGGUACAAAAGUCAAAGAGACACAAAAGAGGAUACAGUGGAUGCAGUGAACAGUCUCCCAAUCCCAUUCCCAUCCACCCUGUUGACCUCCCACAAACCACCAUUUUUUCUAGGAAUUUGUACCAUAGGUAGAAUCCCAUACAUAAAAUGUGAAAUAACAUGGACAAGAAUAUUCAUUACAGCAUUAUUUAUAAUAGCAAAAGAUAGGGAGCAAUGGAAAUGUUCAUCAAUAGGGGACUGAUUAAAUUAUGAUUUAUCCAGUCAGUGGAAUAGCAUAUAGUUAGAAUGAGCUCAUUAUGUGCAAGUAUAUUAAGUGAAAAAAGUCAAGUGUAGAACAGUAUGCAGAGAGUGCUGUUUGUGUUUUUGAUUCAAGGAAAUAUGUAUAUAUGCAUGAAAUAUCUCUGGAGGGGCAAGCAGGAAAGUGAGGGUUGGGAGGAGGGGCAGUGGGAACAGCAUUUAAGUAGGUACAGUGUCAGCAGGGUAUCCUGAGGAGUGAUCAGAAUUUCUCUGGAAUGUUGGGUAUAAGGUAGAGUGACAAGGGUGAGGUUAACAGAUACCCAAUUCUCUUUCCCCUUUCUUUAGACAAAUAACAGUAUGUGGUAAAUAUUGUUAUACACAACCUUCCUUUUUCCCUUGAUCUAUUCUGGAUUUCUUAUGAGGGCACUUAAAGCCACUUCUUUUUUCCUUUUGAGGGCUGCAUAGAAAUUAAUGAUUUCUAAUCUUUUACUGUUAAAAAUAAAUGCUAUAAUAAAUAACCUCUUACAUUUGUCAUUUCACAUUUGGUGAGAAUAUAUCUGAAAGGUUAAAUUCCUAGAAUUGGAAUUACUGAUUCCAAGAGUAAGUGCUUUUGUAAUGUUGAAAGACAUUGCCAUAUUAUCCUCUUCAGAAGUUGUAUGAGUUUCUUCUUCUGUCAGUUAUGUAUGUGAGUGCUUCAUUCCCCAGAUCCUUGCCAACUAGGAGUCUAAACAAACUUUUUGGUCUUUGCCAAUCUGACAAUUUUUUAAAAAGUGUCUCAGUAUGGUCUUAAAAACUCUCAUUUCUUUUACUAUGAAUGGAGGUCAGAAUUUUCGUGUGUUUUAAGAACUAUGUAGUUGGUCUGCUGAAAACAUCUCAACUAGUAUAGUGACCUAGAGCAAAUUAUUUAGGCUUUGUAUAUCUCAAUUUCUUCAUCUGUAAAUUGAGAAUAAAAAUAGUAAGUAGGAUUGUUGGAUGAUUAAAUAUAUUUGGUGUACAGCACUCAACAUAGUGCCUGGCACACAGCAAGCAUUCAAUAAGUUAUGUGAUAGCUGACAAUCAGAGCAGCAGGUAGGACAGGACAGAUUAAAUUAAGAAAAUAGCAUUCAUCUCCCUAUCUCCAGGCACACAGCCUUGUUCAUUUACAUUGCCAUUCAACAGAGACGUCCAAAAUCAGAGUUUCCUUGUCUUAGAAGGUAAAGAACCUUUUUCCCAUUGGAGCCCAGUCAGAGGCUAUUGGCAGAGCUGGUGAGGGGGGUAGCACAGCUUCAUAUGUAAUAUUUAGACAGCCAAUAUGGUAAAGAAAUUUGGUUUACUAUGAAAUAAAACAAAAACGGAAGA
Manis pentadactyla (Chinese pangolin) is the source of this 8102-nucleotide messenger RNA. It is a transcript of the gene ISCA2, whose product is annotated as iron-sulfur cluster assembly 2. NCBI's taxonomy places the organism in Eukaryota, Metazoa, Chordata, Mammalia, Pholidota, Manidae. Gene Ontology annotation, cellular component: mitochondrion. Gene Ontology annotation, molecular function: iron ion binding; 2 iron, 2 sulfur cluster binding; 4 iron, 4 sulfur cluster binding. Gene Ontology annotation, biological process: iron-sulfur cluster assembly. The coding region runs from base 73 to 537 and encodes 154 amino acids. The record is from RefSeq and is a predicted model, not a curated record. The transcript is spliced from 4 exons.